UGGAAUUGCAUCCCAAGGCGUCGCCAGCUUCGUCUUCCUCGCCGUCCAACUCCCGACUCCAUCUGCUACCAUGGCUGCCACGCACACGCUCGAAGAGUCCUUCCUCCCGAUUGCGCCCACGAGCGACUUUCCCAUCCAGAACCUGCCGUACGGCAUCUUCUCGACGCGCGAUGCGCCCGAGCAGAAGCGCGCCGGUGUGGCCAUCGGCGACUUUGUCCUUGACUUGGCCGUGAUCGCCGCCGCGGGCCACUUUAAGGCCUUCAACGGCUCGGUCUUCGCCGAGCCGACGCUCAACACGUUUAUGGGCCUCGGCAAGGCUUCGUGGGACUCGGCCCGCGCCACGAUCAAGCAUCUCCUCCUCAAGGACACGCCGACGCUCCGCGACGACGCCGCCCUCCGCGCCCGCGCGCUCGUGCCCAUGACCAACGUGCUCAUGCACCUCCCGGCGCGCAUUGGCGACUACACGGACUUUUACUCGAGCCGCGAGCACGCGACGAACGUCGGCAUCAUGUUCCGUGGCAAGGACAAUGCGCUCCAGCCCAACUGGCUCCACUUGCCCGUCGGGUACCACGGUCGCGCGUCGUCGGUCGUUGUCUCGGGCACGGAGAUCCGCCGCCCGCGCGGCCAGGUCCAGGCCGACAACACCGACCCGACCAAGGGCUCGACCUUCUCGGCGUGCCGCAUCCUCGACAUUGAGCUCGAAAUGGGCUUCUUUGUCGGUACCGGCAACAAGCUCGGCGACUCGAUCAACAUUGACGAAGCCGACAACCAUAUCUUUGGCUUCGUCCUCAUGAACGACUGGAGCGCUCGCGACAUUCAAAAGUGGGAGUACGUGCCGCUUGGGCCGUUUGGCGCCAAGAACUUUGCGACGACGAUCUCGCCGUGGGUGGUGCCCCUUGCCGCGCUCGAGGCGUUCCGCACCGAGCCGAGCUUUGGCCCGGAGCAGAACCCGGCGCCGCUGCCGUACCUCCUUGACCGCAACUACGCCCGUGGCACGUACGACAUCAAGCUCGAGGUCGACCUCAAGCCCGAGAAUGGCAAGGCGGCGACGAUCUCCAAGAGCAACUACAAGAACAUGUACUGGAACCCCAAGCAGCAGCUCGUGCACCACACGGUGACGGGCUGCAACAUGCAGCCGGGCGACUUGCUCGGCAGCGGCACCAUCUCGGGCGUCGCCCAAGAUAGCUUUGGCUCGCUGCUCGAGCUCAGCUGGCAGGGCUCGCGCGAGAUCCAGAUUGCGGACGGCGAGACGCGCAAGUUCCUCAAGGACGGCGACUCGGUCAACAUCCGCGGCUUUUGCCAGGGCCAGGGCUACCGCAUCGGCUUUGGCGACUGCGAGGGCAAGGUCCUCCCCGCCCACCUCUAAAUGCGCCUUUAACUAUAACCGUACUCCCUUGUUUCUUCG
Molecule: messenger RNA, 1405 nt
Organism: Saprolegnia parasitica CBS 223.65
Lineage: Eukaryota; Oomycota; Saprolegniomycetes; Saprolegniales; Saprolegniaceae
Product: fumarylacetoacetase
Exons: 2
Coding region: 71-1366 (431 amino acids)
Biological process (GO): L-tyrosine catabolic process; L-phenylalanine catabolic process; homogentisate catabolic process
Molecular function (GO): fumarylacetoacetase activity
Source: RefSeq, a predicted model, not a curated record